Molecule: messenger RNA, 937 nt
Organism: Mangifera indica (mango)
Lineage: Eukaryota; Viridiplantae; Streptophyta; Magnoliopsida; Sapindales; Anacardiaceae
Product: germin-like protein subfamily 3 member 2
Exons: 1
Coding region: 34-792 (252 amino acids)
Cellular component (GO): cell wall
Molecular function (GO): manganese ion binding
Source: RefSeq, a predicted model, not a curated record
UCAUAAGUUAAAAGAGUCUUUAAAGAAAAGCACAUGGAAUAUAAAUAUGGCAACCACACCGCUUGUUCAUAUCUACAUAAUAUUAAACCCAAACCCUCCAAGAAAAAUCCUGAAUUCUCCAUCAUUCAUCCAAGAUCAACAAUAGCUCAGAAAACGAUGUCCUCAAACUUGUCAAUUCUAUUUCUUCUUCUUCUCCAUAGUUCAACAAUUAUAAUCACUUUGGCUUCAGACCCUGAUCCAGUUUCUGACUUCUGCAUACCAGCAACCAUUUCUGAAACCACCUGCAAAAACUCCUCCCUUGCUACAGUUGAAGACUUUGUAUUUUCGGGCAUAAAACAUCCUGGAAAGUUCACUGAAACAGGUUUAGCAUCAAUUCCUGUGAAUGUCAAAGUGUUUCCAGGGUUGAACAGUUUGGGAAUGUCAUUGGUGAGAGCUGACUUUGAGGUUGGUGGUGUCAAUGUGCCGCACCUUCAUCCUAGAGCGACUGAGGUGGCAUAUGUGCUGGAGGGGAAGAUUUACUCGGGAUUUGUGGAUACCCAGAACAAGAUCUUCGCCAAGGUGAUUGAAAGAGGUGAAGUAAUGGUGUUUCCAAGGGGUUUAGUUCACUUUCAAAUGAAUGUUGGCGACUCCAGGGCUACUAUUUUGGGAAGUUUCGACAGCCAGAAUCCUGGUUUGAUGAAAAUUCCGUCUGCGGUUUUUGGUUCAGAGAUUGAGGAGGAGCUUCUGGUGAGGGCUUUUGGAUUGAGUCCCAAGGAGAUUGCUAAGUUGAGGAAGAAGUUGGGCCCCCAUUAGUUAGAGAUAAAACCUGCAGGGUAUUUGUUUGUUUUUUCAGGUCACUGUUUGAUGUUAAAUCUUUAGACAUUCUGUAAUAACAUUGGGAUUGAAAUUUCGCCACCAUAUUUUGGUGGUUAAUACAGAAUGAUUUGUUUAGGAUAAA